CCCAACACUCACAUCGACAAGACCGUCCAGGGUUCAAGCCUUCAGGUGUCUACGCUCUGUCGGAGCGGCCAUACAGAGACGUGGUGCAGCCAACCUGUCAUCAGGCGGAAGCCAGUUGGCAACAUCCUGGUGGCUGCUGCAAUCCUCUUCACGGGCUGCAGCAUCAAGAAGGCCCUGCGGAUGCUCAGUAGCAUGGGCAUCGCCUGUUUCUGCUACAAGACCUUCUUUAUUAUUCAGAAGGCCUUUCUGCUCCCGGCAAUCGAGAAGGUGUGGAACAAGCACCAGCUGGAGCUGGUCUCGGCCGCAGCAGGAAGGCAGCUGGUCAUCGCUGGGGAUGGGAGAGCGGACUCGCCUGGCCACUCCGCCAAGUAUGGUACAUACACCAUGCUUGACGUCGAGGACAACAAGGUUCUCCAUGUUGAAACCGUCCAGAGCAAUGAAACGGGUGGCAGCUACCACAUGGAGUUGGAGGGCCUUAGAAGGUCUCUAGACAUUUUCGAGGCCCACUCUCUCGUAGUGGCAGUGCUUGUGACAGACAGGCACCCCCAGCUGAGUGCUUGGUUGGAACGGGAGCACCCGGACAUCUGCCACCUCUUUGACUGCUGGCACGUUGCAAAAGCCAUCAAGAAGAAGCUGGUUGCAGCUGGGAAGUCGCGGCAUUCCGAGGACCUCAGCAGCUGGACCAAGUCGGUGGUGAACCACCUCUACUGGUCUGCAGGCUCAAGUGCUGAGGACCAAGACCUGAUCCUGCCCAAGUGGUGCUCCCUGGUGGCUCAUGUGGCAAAUGUCCACACACACCUGGACCCUCUCUUUCCGGAGUGCCAGCACAAAGAGCUCAACAAGAAGUGGCUACUGGAAGGUUCUCCCGCACACCAGAAACUUAAGGAGAUUGUGUUGUCAAAGCACCUUCUGCGGGACAUUCCCAGCCUCUCACCAUCAGCACAAACUUUUGCCACGGAGUGCUUUCAUAGCACUUUGUUGAACUUCGCACCAAAGCUGGUGCACUUUGGGUUCCGGAGCAUGACGGCAAGGACCUACCUGACAGCCUUGCACUACAAUGAAAAUGCAGCGAGGCCCCAGGCGACAACGAAAGAAGGCGAAAAAAGAUGGGCGGUGAAGUAUCCGAAAGCAAGGAAGGAGGCCGUUGCUGCUAAGCUCAAGGGACCCUGCACCUAUGAGUACGUGGGGGAGCUGAUGGAUGCUGUGCUUGACAUCUCCACCGUCAUGCCCUCGUACAAGGCCGCUGCAGCUCACUACUGCCGGGACGCUCCUCCCUUUCUCUCCAGUGCCUAUGAGCGUGCGGACAAACGAGCACUGGCAGAGAACCACUAUUCGAGGUUCAAUUCCUAG
Molecule: messenger RNA, 1350 nt
Organism: Ixodes scapularis (black-legged tick)
Lineage: Eukaryota; Metazoa; Arthropoda; Arachnida; Ixodida; Ixodidae
Exons: 7
Source: RefSeq, a predicted model, not a curated record